AUGUCAGACUACCCGCACACCGCAGACCGCAGACUUUUCCUCUUCGCAGGAACGCCUCUCGAUUCGGACCCCUUCCAGCCCUGCGCCAACCCGGUCAUCUUAGCAAAACUCGGGGUUAGCGGACUCGGUUACCGCCCACGUCGUGAUCGUGGUUCCGCUGGACGAAGCCGGCAACCGCGCGCUGACGCAAGCAGUGUUCCGCUGAGCGGAGGACAGCGGGCGCCCGUCGUUUUCGUCGUGGGCAAAUCCGCCGGAAACGCGCCCAGCGGAACAGUCAUCUUUUCCGCGCGCGCCAACGCGGCGUCUGCGGACUGUAACGGCUGGAACGCGUACUGCUCGCUGGACGGCUCGGCCUCCUACCCCUGCGGUGACGUCAGCAACUCCUUCCUGGCCGCGUCCGCGUUUACGAACAUCAAAGCGGGGCUCCACGUGGCGACCGUUCUCUUCACAAACGCGCUUGGUGGCGCCGCUACGCUGACCUUCUCCUGGGACCGCCGCUGUCGAGAUCCUCGGGCCCGACUCGCCGAUCCCGCGGAAUCCGUUCCCGGUGCCGGGGACAGCGCCCCGAGCACCGCGUUCUCCUUUCGCGUCGUUUCGUUCGGGCGGAACGGAAUGGUAUCUGUCCAGAUUUUGCCCGGAAGCUGUGCCGACAGUCUGGACAGCCCAAACAGCGGUUCCGACGCUUUUGAGUUUCUGUUCGACAUAACGCGCGGCCUACCGAGCGCCGCCCCAGGCGCAUUUACAUUGCGCUUCGCCGCCCGGGACAACCUACUGGGAAUAGUCGGGACGGUGCAGACGUUCGCUUCGUUCCCAAAGGUGGCCAUCGGCCAGUCGGCCGUGUUCCAGGAAGUGACCGGAAGCCUCGCAACGCUGUGCCGGUUUCCGGAGGCGUCUCUUGCAGAACGGAACGGGAACGGAACCGGAACAGGCACUCCCGACCCAGCUUUGUGUCGACCAGCCAAGCGGAAGAGGAUCGGAGGCGCAUUUCGAGCCGUCCAGAGGUUGUCCGACGGCGCUCACGUGGCGCGGCCGCGACGCCGCCGCCUGCUUCGGCGCGCGCUGCGCCAGGCGGUGGACCGACGCGCGCCGGACGCACGGACGUCUGGUCAGGCGUUCGGGCUCCUCUUCGAGUCCUUUCGUCUUCCUAUCUGCACUGGAGGAGAACACUUGUUUAAAAGAAAGAUUUCAACUGCACAUGACGGCACGAAAGGGCGUUCGCAACUCGUGAACGCGUGCUCGCGGAGUGGGGCAGAUAUCGGACGCUUUGAAGCGUCCGACAGCGGUGUAGAAAAGAUCGAACGGCCCGGAUUAUCUGGACAGAGUUCUCAAAGGCUGAACCCACUUCUGCUGGGGGCGAGACUGGGUUGGCCUGUUGCGGACGGUGCGCGCGCGCUCGUCCAGAUGCUGCGGACGUGCCACGUGGGCGCGCUCGUGAGGCGGACGUGCCACGUGGGCGCGCUCCUCACGAAGCGGUGGUGUUUGCGGCGCUUCUCGCGGGGAGGGAGGCGCCACGUGGCGGGCUCGGAGCCGGGUUCAAACCAACGGAGCGGAGGCGUUCCGGAGCGGACCCGCGGGUAUCGGAACCUUGACGGAAGAGGAGAGGGUUUGAGUGCGGGGAUGCUGGGGCUUCAGAUUGUGGCCGUUGGAAUGCAGACGGGGUAUCAGUGGUGGGCAGCGUUUGCUGGGCUGAGAGCGCAAUGGAAGCUGUGGAAGGAGAGACGAGAAGUACAAGCAGAGAAAAGAAGGUCAACUGAGAUGCUCAGGAAGAAUGAAAAACAUUUGACGUCGAAGAGAGGACCAAGAGACCUUGAGUCUUUUUCGAGAGAUAAGGAGGGGCGGGUUGCUGGAAAUGGAAAAGAAGACAAGGAGGUCAGAGAAAGAGCAAGCGUGGAAGAGGCGCCAACGAGAACGGAAAUGGUUGCAAGAGGACGUGGGGCGGCUCCACGUGUCAGCCACACAAGGUGGCGCAACAAAGGGAAGCGGUGA
Klebsormidium nitens is the source of this 1986-nucleotide messenger RNA. The record is from the annotation of a GenBank genome assembly. NCBI's taxonomy places the organism in Eukaryota, Viridiplantae, Streptophyta, Klebsormidiophyceae, Klebsormidiales, Klebsormidiaceae.